CCGCAGUCGUUUUUAUCUUUCGACGCAAUACUUGGGCUUUUACUUUGAAAAAACUUGUGAUCUAAUUCCAGUUAUUCGAGUUGGAAGUUGGACCAGAAUCUAAACGGCGAGAGCCCCGCUAGAACCCAAAAAAGAGGGAAAAAAAUAAAGAGGCCGGCUGGCGAACAAGCGUGUGUUGCGGUGGUGCUUUCUUUCCAAUUUCCGGAGGGAACCGCGAGAGUUUGGCCGCAGCCUCCGCGGACACCGCAUUGUUCGCUCCAUCGUGCUGGCUGGCACGACUUAGAAGAACCGCAGGAGGAUAAACCCACCCGACUGACCGACCGACCGGAAACUGUCACUUGGCCCACAUUAUUUAUUUAUAUUUUUGGACGAAGACGCCAAGCGGUUUCGGAUGAAUUCCGAUGACGACUGCUCCCUCGGGCGCCGGUGAACCGACGGCUGUUUGGCGGCCAGCUAGCCAGUGCCCGCUCGCAUCAUGUCGGCGGCGCGGACCCAGAAGGAGGGCGAGGGGAAGGAGUCUCUGGGUCUGAGUCCUAAAGAGCUGGUCUUGGCUGAGGCCUUGCAGAUGGAGUACGACGCUCUCUCCAGGCUCAAGCGGGACAAAAAGAGCCCCGAGGCCCCUCGUGCCACUCCGUCCCUGACUGGACCGCCCCCAGGAGAUCGCCUCUACAUCCCCGACGGCCCCGCCGACUCCCGAACGCUCCCUAAAAACUUCCCUGACGAGGACGACGAGCCCCCCGCCAUUCCGCCCCGGAACCCCGUCCCGCCGCCCUCAUCUUCGCUGAGGGAUGUCAAUGUAUACACGCCUGACGCGACGGACAACUUGACGGCACAGGCCGAUGGUGGCCGAGGCGAGCGGCCAGGGAAGCCUGUGGGGCGGAGUGACACCCUCCCGCCUCGGGUUCCGCCCAGGACGUACGCGCCAAUUGCCAAAAGCGACAAGAACCGUCGCCGGGCCUCAGCAGAGCCGGUGACUGCGGCCUUCCGGAUGAACGGCUCGGGCUACCAACUCUUCCAGGUGUCGGAGGAGCGGGACGAGGAGGUCGCAGCCUUCUGCCACAUGCUAGACGUGCUGCGUUCGGCGUUCCCGCAUGGUGACCUCUCCAAAAACGCCGGCCUGGUUUGGUCGCCAUGGGAGGAGCUCCACCAGAGCGCAGGGGUUAGCGUCAAGGUGACUGUCAUCAGCGCGCUCUUCAGGGAGCCGCUCACCUUCACCUGUGACGGUUCAACCACCGUUGACCUGAUCAUCUACCAGACGCUGUGCUACGCUCACGACGACCUGGACCGCCUGGAUGUGGAAGACUACCUGCUCAAGGUCUGCGGACUGGACGAGUACCUCCAAAACUGUCAGACUUUGGCAGGUUUGGAGUUUGUGCAAGAGUGUUUGAAGUUUGAGCGUGACGUCCGACUGAUCCUGACCGAGAGAUCGGCCGUCGACACGGAGCUGGCGCGCACGAAUAACGACGACCAGCUGGCAUCCACUUUGAACCACGGCAUCCUGCUGCAGGAGCGACCCAUCAAACAGACAGUCACCAGGGAAGCGCUGACGCUGCUGCUGGACACGUUCCACAACGAGGCAGAGUCCUUUGCGCUGUCUGAGGUGGACCUGGGACCGCGUGUGGAGCGGCUGGUGCAGUCGGUGAAGGCACUGUGCAGCUCUCUGGCGGCCGUGGAGACGCCCGACAUAACGGCGGCGCUGGGGCGCCUGCCCGCCUGCCCAUGCCGACCUCAGCCCAAAGUGCUCAAGGACGCAUCGGCGCUGUCGGUCAAGGAGAACCGAGAGAAAGUGGUGGAGGGGUUGACGGCAGCCAUCUUGGACCUGGUAGAGCUGUACUGCGGCACAUUCAACGCCAACUUCCAUACGGUGCCACAGAGCCGCGCCGGGGCCGGCGCCGUCCAGGAAGCCGGACUAACCGCCGGGGUGCUGGCCUUCAAUGUGUACGCCGCGCACCGAGUGCCCGUCACCUGGGCCGCCAGUUACGAGGGCUUCUUCCUGUCGUGCGCGCUGACUCACGGAGGGACGGAGCUGUGCGCGCCCCAGCACACCAGCAAACAGUCGGUCAGCAAAUACCUCUUUCACCUGGUGGUGUGGGACCAGAGGGUGACGUUCCCGCUGCAGAUCAGUCAGCUUCCCCGAGAGACGCAGCUGACGGCCACGCUGUACGCCAGCUGCCUGCCGCCCCCUUGUGGCAGCGGCGAAGACAAGGCCAAACAGAAGCGCGGUGCCGAGGCACUGGGAUGGGUCACUGUGCCGCUUUUUGACUUCAGGCACGUACUGACCAGCGGCAGGAAGUUGUUGGGUUUUUGGCCUUGUGGCCCCGGGGGGAGCGUCAACGCCAGCUCCGGCGAGCCCAAUUUUAGCCAGCCGGACAGUGUCAUCCUACAGGUGGACUUCCCGUUGCGGGCCCACGAAGUCCGCUUCAGCACUCCACCGCCCGCCGACUUUUGCCCUCGUUAUGACUUCUCCAGACUAGACACCCUCAGCCAGGCGACGCUACGAGACAUCUUACACAAAAAGGCCUCCUUCUGGUUGACUGCGGAGGACAAGCGGGCGCUGUGGGAGAAGAAGGCCUUCUGCCAGGCGGAGAGCGGUGCCCUCCCGCUGGUGCUGGCUAGCGCCCCCUGUUGGCAGUGGGCCCUCCUGCCCGACAUCUACGCCCUGCUGCGGCAGUGGGCCUGCCCCGGCCACCCGGACGCCCUGGGCCUAUUGCACGCCUCUUUCCCAGACCAGGAGCUGAGGAGGACAGCCGUCCGGUGGUUGGAGUCUGUCUCUGAAGCUGAGCUUUUGGACUUCCUGCCUCAACUUGUGCAGGCCUUGAAGUCCGAGUGUUACCUGGACAGUGCCCUAGCGCGUUUUCUGUUGCGCCGCGCCACGGGAGACGUCAGUGUGGCUCACUACCUCUUUUGGCUGCUGAAGGACAACCUCCAGGACAGUCAGUUCCGCGCUCGCUAUCAGCACCUGCUGGCCGCCCUGCUGUGCUGCGCGGGUCGCGGCCUUCGCGAGCAGCUUGACCGCCAGUGCUGGCUGGUGUCCAUCUUGGCCAAGGUGGCCCGGAGCGUCCGAGACGCCGCGCCCUCCGCCAGACAGGUGGGAGGAAUGGCCCCUCCCUCCUCUCUCGUCCCAUUUAACUUUUUUGUGUCUGCACCAUUUCAGAAUGUCCUUAGAGAAGGUCUGGACGAGAUGAAGCGGUUCUUCUCGCUCAACGGCAGCUGCAGACUUCCCCUUGGCCCGGCGCUGCUGGUCCGGGGAAUCGACGUCCAGGCGUGCUCCUUCUUCAACUCCAAUGCCGUCCCCCUGAAGCUGGCCUUUCAGAACGCUGACCCCUUGGGCGACAACAUCUGCGUCAUCUUCAAGUCAGGCGAGGACCUGCGUCAGGACAUGCUGACGCUGCAAGUCAUCCGCAUCAUGAACAAGAUUUGGAUUCAGGAAGGUUUGGACAUGAGGAUGGUGAUAUUCAAGUGCUUCUCUACGGGCCGAGGCCGAGGCAUGGUAGAGAUGAUCCCUCAGGCCGAUACGCUGAGGAAGAUCCAAGUGGGCCACGGGGUGACUGGUUCCUUCAAGGACCGGCCGCUGGCCGACUGGCUGCAGAAGCACAACCCAGCCGAUGGCCAGUACGACAAGGCCGUGGAGAACUUCAUCUAUUCGUGCGCCGGCUGCUGCGUGGCGACGUACGUUUUGGGGAUCUGUGAUCGGCACAACGACAACAUCAUGCUAAAGACCAGUGGCCACAUGUUCCACAUCGACUUUGGCAAGUUCCUGGGACACGCGCAGAUGUUCGGCAACAUCAAGCGCGACCGGGCUCCCUUUGUCUUCACGUCUGACAUGGCCUACGUCAUCAACGGCGGGGACAAGCCGUCCAGUCGCUUCCACGACUUUGUGGACCUCUGCUGUGAGGCCUACAACCUCAUCCGCAAACACACACAUCUCUUCCUCAACUUACUAGCGCUGAUGUUGUCUUGCGGAAUUCCUGAACUGUCCCGCAUCGACGAUCUCAAGUACGUCUAUGAUGCGCUCAGACCUCACGAAUCCGAAGCAGACGCCACCAUUUACUUCACCAGGUUGAUCGAGUCGAGCUUAGGCAGCGUGGCCACCAAACUCAAUUUCUUCAUCCACAACCUGGCCCAGAUGAAGUUCACUUGCGCAGAGGACGCCCCCUCCUUAUCCUUCGCGCCCCGCGUGCGCUCGGCCAAGAGCGACGGGCUCAUCCGGAGUCUCUACGUCUGCCCGCGGGCGCCCGGAGGCGGCGGAAAAGCUCACACCUACGUGGUGAAGGUGGAGCGCGAAGGGCGGCGUGAGGCACAGUUGGUGCAGAGGACCUUCGAGGAGUUUCACGAACUUCACAGCAAACUAAGGCUCAUGUUUCCCACGUCCAAGCUGCCCAGCUUCCCCGGCCGCUCGGCGAUGGGUCGCUCGCGCAGCGAGGCGGCGGCGGCACGGCGCUGCGACGAACUCAACGGCUACGUGUGGCAUCUGGUGCACGCUGCAGAGGACGUGGCGCAGUGUGACCUGGUGUAUACCUUCUUCUACCCUCUACCCAGAGACGAACAGCCCGGACCCAGCGGCAGCAAAGCAGAGAGCCGUCCUUCGGGCAAAGAGUCGGGCGAGGUCAAACUGUCCAUCUGCUACCGAAACGACAAACUCUUCAUCAUGGUCAUGCACAUACGAGGACUGCAGCCGCUCCAGGACGGCACUGACCCCGACCCGUACGUCAAAGUCUACCUCCUGCCCGAUCCGCAGAAGACCAGCAAGAGGAAGACCAAAGCGGCGAGGCGCACCUGCAACCCCACCUACAACGAAAUGCUGGUGUACGAGCGCAUCCCGUGCGGCGACCUGCAGCGCCUGGUGCUUCACGUGCGCGCACUGGCCGACUGCGCCUUCUGGGACAGCACCCUACUGGGCGAGGCCUUCGUCCCACUGGGGCGCCUGGUCCCCGGGCGACACUGGGUAGACUGGCACCCGCUUGGCGCUGCUAAAGCCUGACGCGGAAAAGACUGAGUAUCCUACUAGUGCCUUCCAUUGUCCGCGUGCCAGGAUACUCGUCGUUUCGUUUCUGCGCACAAAGGAAAAAGGAACAAUGACGUCUUAUUUAUGGCAAAAAUUUUUUGCCACUGGAGGACAUUUCUGCGCAUGAGUAGAAUGAUUCGCUCGCUCGCUCCGGUGCUCACUAGUUGACUUGUGGACCCUUCUGGCGACAGGCAUGCACUUGACGACUAGUUGACAAAUUUGCCUCAGAAGAAGUGACCCAAAAAUGUACAGGAAGUGACCAAGGAAUGCCCCAAUAUAUUAGAAAAUGACUGUAAUCAACAGAAGGUGUCUCGUGAAUGCAAAAUGUCACUUCAUGUUAGAUUUGGGAGACUUACAGGUCACUUUCUGAUGAAUUUGGAGCAUACCCGGGUCACUUCCUAACUUCAUGUUGAUUUUAUGUCUCUUCACAAUUUUGGGUGACUUACGGGUAACACGAAAGUCUCCCAAAACCAACAAGAAAUGCCCCCAAAUCAAAAGGGAAGUGACCAAGAAAUGCCCUAAAAUCAACAGGAAAAUAUACAAAAUGUACAGGAAGUGUCCAAUAAAUACAGGAAGUGACACACAAAUACCUAAAUAAUGAUCAGAAAGUGGCCUAAAAUCAACAGGAAGUGACCGAAAAUUCACAGGAAGUGUCCCAGAAUUUGCAUUUCUUGUAAGAAGUCAUUCUGCGAGUGAGCCAAAUGAUCUUACUAGUGUAGUAAUACAUAAACUGAGUGCACUAGUAGGAGGAGCAAUAAAAGCUUGAAGGUGUCUUAUUGCCAAACGCUCAUGUGAAGGGCUCCCUCUUUUGCCACCAUCGUCACGGCAACGGGACCAGCCAGCGUCAUGUGACUGAACUCAAUUUCAUUCCUUUUAGAAGAUGCAGAUUAGGGACCCUGUGCGGACGCUCGACUUGCCCCCCACAUCCCCAAAUUCUAAUGAAAUACAUUCACUGUGAACUUUGACGAGCAAGCGGCAAAGUAGAAAAGCUUGGUGGCACACAGAAAGUGAAGUCACUGAGCAGAAUGUAAAUGUGUAGCGUGGAAGGAAAUCUUUUUUUGACUUGCCGUUUUCAUCCGAUGAGUAUUUGGAUUAAGAAUUUUCAUUUGCACUAAAAAAAUAAACUUGAAUUGAAAGCUUAUUUGGUCCCAUUUCUCCUUUCUGCAACACGCUUUGGAACUAUUCUGUAAAGUUAAUUGAGCGGUGCCACUUCAUUUUUUUGGCCCCCAGUACAGAUUCCAACACCUGGUUGUGUGGAUUGACUGAUGCCGAUACUGAAGAUGCCACUUUUUUUUUUUUU
Corythoichthys intestinalis (scribbled pipefish) is the source of this 6305-nucleotide messenger RNA. RefSeq names its product phosphatidylinositol-4-phosphate 3-kinase, catalytic subunit type 2 beta (gene pik3c2b). The transcript is spliced from 32 exons. The record is from RefSeq and is a predicted model, not a curated record. Gene Ontology annotation, cellular component: cytoplasm; phosphatidylinositol 3-kinase complex; plasma membrane. Gene Ontology annotation, biological process: phosphatidylinositol 3-kinase/protein kinase B signal transduction; phosphatidylinositol-3-phosphate biosynthetic process; phosphatidylinositol-mediated signaling. Gene Ontology annotation, molecular function: 1-phosphatidylinositol-4-phosphate 3-kinase activity; 1-phosphatidylinositol-3-kinase activity; phosphatidylinositol binding. Bases 476 to 4981 code for a protein of 1501 amino acids. Lineage: Eukaryota; Metazoa; Chordata; Actinopteri; Syngnathiformes; Syngnathidae.